UGUGAGGAAACUCCGUUUCUGAGGCGGGUCUGCGCAGGCGGGAGGCGGCGGCCGGCGCCAUCUUGAAAUCUGAGCCACAAUCCCGGCGCCUCAGCCGGGGGAAGCCGGUCUUUGUGAGGGAGACCGGCCCGACCGGGGCCGGCGGGCCGGCGUGGGGAGGAUGCGGGAGAGCUGCCGCAUCUGCGGGCGGGAGCUGUGCGGCACCCAGCGGCGCUGGCUCUUCCACCCGGCGUCCAAGCUGAGCCUGCAGGUGCUGCUCUCGCACGUCCUGGGCCAGGAGGUGUCCCGCGACGGGCGGGCCGAGUUCGCCUGCAGCAAGUGCGCCUUCAUGCUGGAGCGCAUCUACCGCUACGACACGGUGGUGGCCCGCAUCGAGGCGCUGUCGCUGGAGCGGCUGCACAAGCUGCUGCUGGAGAAGGAGCGCCUCAAGGCCUGCCUGGCCGGCCUCUACCGCAAGCACAACGGCGAGGGCGGCGGCGAGGAAGAAGCAGCCGCCCGGGGCAGCCCGCCCGAGGCCAGCUACGCCGCCCUGCUCCAGGAAGACUUCGCCUACUCGGGCUUUGAGUGCUGGGCCGGCCCCGAGGAGCGCGGCGGCGGGGACGCCCAUGCUUGCCACCCGGCGGAAGGCGGCCGCCCCAGGCGGUGCCGUGGCUGCGCGGCGCUGCGGGUGGCCGACGCCGACUACGAGGCCAUUUGCAGGAUCCCCCGGAAAGUGGCCCGCAGCGUUUCUUGCGGGCCUGCCUCGGCCCGCUGGUCGCCCAGCCUCGCCCCCGAAGACAAGGCGCCUCUGGACGCGGACAGCCCCGGCGGGGAAGGGACGCCCGGCUCCUCCUCGGUGGAGUCUUUGGACCCGGCGCUGCUGCUGGCGGCGGCCGCUAGCCCUUCGCCGCAGAGGGACGAGGAGGCGGACUCCGAGCCCCGGCGGGGCGGCGGCAAGGGGGACUCCUGCUGCGGAAGCCGCUUGGACCUCGCCCUGAGCCUGGUCAGGACUUUCGACUGCAAGCCGGUGCGCAGCCCCCGGGGGAGCAGGCUGCCGGUCCCCGUCAGAUCGAGCCCCCUUGGCCAGGACGCCGCAGACCGAAGCGCCUUCUCCGCCUUGCUGAGGACGCCGGGGAAGCCCCAUGCCGCAUCUCCCUUCGCCUCCCCCUCGGAAAUGUCCGAGCUUCAGGAGCUGUGGGAAAGCCUUUGCGAGGAUUACAUGCCGCUUCGAGUGAAGAAUUCAUGGGAAGAGCAGCAACAACUCACUUGGUGUGAUUCUUCAGUGGGCAAGCAAGCGUCUGAAUUAAAUAAUGCUGAAUUGCUGGAAAAAAUCCACCACUUUGAUGCUAAUAAUAAGUUGCUGCAAGAGAAGUUGAAUGAGAUGGAUUUUGAAUUGAAGUCUGUGCAGCAAACAUCCCAGAGACAAGAUCACAAAAUCCAGAAUUUGAACGAAACUUUGAAAAGCAAAGAAACGGAGUCUGAAGAAUUGUACCGUGUAAUUGAAGGGCAGAACGAGACAAUAACCAAACUACAAGAUAUGCUACAUAGAAGCCAGCUUGGACAGUUACAGGUCUCGGAGAGUUCUUCCCCAUCGCAGCAGAAGCAGCAAAUGGCUGUCCUUGAAAUGCAGAACUCCCUUUUCCUCACUCAGUUGGAAGUGCAGCAGACAAAGAGAGCCGAGCAGCGAAAGGAUCGCCAGUUGGCCGAGGAGAGGAAAGUCAACCAGCUUCAACAGACGUGGCUGCAAGAGGAGCAGCAGCAGAAGGAAGCAGCGUGGAAGCACAAUUGGGAGUUGCGGGCUGCUCUUCAGCAAUUGCAAGCAGAACUGCAGAACGAGAACUGGCAGCUCUUGACUCUGGAGAGGGAGAAAUGCACAUCGACCAAGAGACAAGAGCAGAAAAUCAAGCAAUUGAACCACGCCCUGGCUUAUAAAGAACAGCUUGUGCAGGAGUUUAAAGAACUUCUCCAGUAUCAUCAGAAUUUGGACACAAGUCCUACAUCUGUGGCUGCUGAUAUGGUACAGAAAUUGCAACAGCGAGUCAGAGACAGAGAUGAUGCUCUGGAGCAAGCAGUAGAUGAAAAGUUCUCUUUGCUUGAAGAGAGAGAGCAAGAGCUGCAGCAGCUUCGUUGGUCUCUGAGAGAACGAGAGCGUGACCUGGAAGAUCUGCGCAGGGUCCUGUCCAGUAACGAGACCACCAUUCAGGGCCUGGAAAGUAUGCUGAAAGCCAAGGGUCUGGAACUGGAGCAGCUGUCAGCAGCCUCCCAGAGUUUCCAGUGGCUGAAAGAGGAAGUAGAAGAAAAAUCUCGAAGGUGGCAGGUGGAGCAAGAGGGGAUCAUCCAGCAGCUGCAGAUCACGCUGCGUGACAGGAACCAAGAAGUGGAAGCACUCUCAGCCGCUCUGCAGUGCAAACUGGGGCCUGGGCAAAGGGACAUUGUGGAGGAGCUGUGCUUCCGCCUUCAGCAGAAGGAGCAGAUCAUCCAGGAACUCCUGAAUGACAAGAACCAGCAGGCCGAAGAGCAGAAGGCCGAGAUCCAGAGCUUGCUUCAAGCCAUGAACGCCAAACAGCAGCAGAAUCAUUUAUCUUCUGAGAAGAUGGCGCAGGCCUUAAUAGAAAGAAGUUGUGAGUUGCAAGUCUUGCGUCAGCAACUGAUGGGCCAGAUCCCUGGACGCAGAGCUGAGGGAGCCCCUGCCCAGCUCCCACAGGAAGGACUGUCUACUGAAGCAUUGAUGCAAGGAAGGUCUGAUGAGAACAUCACUAUCACGACUCCUAAAAGAGAAAAGGACGCAGCGAAAGAAGGGAAAGGCCUGUCAGAGUCAACUGCCGGACUGGAGAAAGAGCUCUCUAAUGUGAAAGACGAGCUCGAGCUGUUGGCACGAAAGGAAAGAGAAAGCCGACUGGAAUUGUCUGCUCUUCAGUCUGUCGUGGUUUCCCAAGAGGAAGAGCUGCAGGUUCAAGCUUCUGAUGUCGAAUCCCUUACUAGGAACAUUCAGAUCAAGGAAGAACUUAUCAAGGACCUGCAGAUGCAGCUGGUUGAUCCUGAAGAGAUGCCAGCCAUGGAGAGGCUUACCCAGGAAGUUCUGAUGCUUCGGGAAAAAGUAGCCCAGGAGGAAUUGCAAGGACAAGAAGUCACAGGAAACAGGAAGCAGCUGCUGUUGCGACUGUUGGAGGAGCUGGCGGCCGAGAAGAAUCAGCUGAACGAAGCCCUGCAAACAGAAAAGCAGCUCUACAGCACUUUGGUCAAGUUCCACGCUCAUCCAGACAGCACAAGGCGGGAGCAGACCCUGCAGGUGGAGCUGGAGGGAGCCCAGGCACUCCACAAAAGGCUGGAAGAGGCUCUUGGAAGGACACUGGAGCGCUUGUUAAGGCUGGACUCGCUGGACACAAACGGAGUUCUAAAUGUGACUGAGGAUGCCGAAGACUCCAGCACCGAGUUUACAGACAGCAUUGAGGAAGAGGCAGCUGCACACAGAACAGCUCAGCAGCAGCAGAGCACGAAAAAAGAUGCUGCUGACAUCCUGGUGGGCCAUUCCAGCUGUUCUGCGCCAGUCUCUUCUGCACUGGAAAGGAGCCUGCAAGAGGAACUGCUCCGUGCAAGAUCUGAAACUCAGCAGGUUUUGGAACAGAAGAAGAAGCUGGAAGAAGAACUGCAGGAUCUCAAGAGGCAGAUUGAGGAUGCUGGAUUCUCCUCUGUGUCUCACUUCAGGAAGGCCCUGCUGAGCCUGUGUCUGGAGAACGCAGAGCUCAAGGAACAGAUUGGCGAAGCAACGUUGUCUGAGGGAUGGGAGAAUGAAGAUGAAAAAGAGGAUGAAAGGGACCCAAGGCCGGAAGUCAGGAAGCUGCAAGAGAAGCUGAACACUGCAGAGACGGUGAUCGGUCUCCCCAAGGAACCUCUGAUGCUGAACAGCCAAGGAGGCAAAGGCAUUGUCAAGCCCCAGGGCACUGUUAGCAUGGCUGAGAGGAAUAAACAGCUGCAGGUGGAAAGGGAGAUUCUCCCUAAGGGUGACCCACAGUGGCAUCACCUGCAGUCCCAAGGCAUGGACUCCGGUGCAGUCCAUAGCUCCACAGAAAUUCAGGACCACAGCCUUGCGAGAGGUUUUUGGAAGCAGUUUAUGGAACCAGCCCAGCAGCUCCGCUCAGAGUUGACUCAGUGCAGGCAACAGUGUCGUGACCUGCAAGAAAAACUUUUGAUCUCCGAGGCUGCUGUCCAGGCUCGGAUGGUGCAGCUGGAGCAGUACCAGGCCCUGCUCGCAGGUGAGCCUGGGGUACAGCAGGAUAACAAACAGAUACAAGUGGAUCUCCAGGAUCUGGGCUAUGAGACCUGUGGGAAAAGUGAAAAUGAAGCUGAUAGAGAAGAGGCCACAAGUCCCGAAUGCGAAGAGGACGAUAUAUUCAAUGAGAAUCCAGAGUCUUGGAAGAAGUUACUGGGCUCCCCUCCGAGCAAGCUGGUGAAGCAGGAUGUUUUCCUAGGAUGCAGCCACUACAGUAACGAUUCUGCCCUCUGCCAGCCCACCCAGAACCCCAAGACCCAGCCGCAGAGCUCUGGCAGAGCCAUCCAGAACCCACUGAGUAACGGGCGCUCCAUGUCCACCACCAGUGACUAUGCCUCUGGAGCCGAGCACCCACUAAAACUGAAGCAGGACUAUACCCUUGGGAGUUCCCCAUCCCACAGCAUGACGGACGAAGACGAAGGGUGGCAUUCUGACAGCUUAGGGUCCCUCUGUCCCCGAAGCCUUCAGUCCAGCAAAGACCUCGCCAGGCUUAUCCACAGAGUGUCCCUACUUGAGGCCCAAAUAGAUAACACCAAGCCCGAGGAGCUAAAGCACGCUGCAUCCAUAAGCCCCAGGAAAUAUGAUUCAUUGGUCCAAGCUCAGGCACGGGAGCUUUCCCAUCUGCGACAGGCAAUGCGAGAGGGACAAGGGGUGAGCCGUCUGCUGAGCCAACACUUCAGGGAUGUCAUCAAGUCCUUCGAGGAGCUCCUGAGAGGCACGGACAUCGAUUACUUCCUGGGUCAGAACUUCCGUGAGCAGCUGGCACAGGGGAACCAACUGGCAGGAUGCCUGGCCAGGAAACUGAGCAGUAGAAGUGGUCUAAACAUGGAGGACAAGUCUGAUCAUGAACUGCUUGCUCUGAGGUUGAGCAAGAAAGUUCAGGAGAAGGAGCAAAUCAUCCAAACCCUCCAGGCCAAGCUUCAAGGGCACUCAGUGACCUCUUCUAGUAGCCACACCAUAUCUGAGCCACCCAGUUCGGGCAGCAGUACUUCUUUCCUCUCUGAUGGGCCAGAGGGUUUCUCUGACAUGGAAGAUGUUGAUCUUGGGAGCCAUUCAGAGGAAGCUUCUGCUCCACCAUCCCAUUUGGUUCCUGCAGCUCCACCAGAAUCUAUUCAAAAGAACUUCUCUCUGUCUGCUUGCCUGCAUCCUUCACAAAUGCCAGGCCAAGUUUCUGGAGGCUUCCAUCCUGACUCCUUGUCCAAGCCAUCUAGCUACCCAUGGGCUUCCUUUGCCUCAGGUUCCGGUUCCGUCCAGCCUUUGGGGUAUCCACCGGCCACUGCUCCCCUCCUUGGCUGCUGUGGAACGCCGGGCUUCUCCUUGGCCAACGCACAGCAGGAGUUGCAGAUGCUGCAGAAGCAGCUGGAAGAAAGUGUAUCAUUCCCCACAAUGUCGCCAGCAAAACUGAAAUUGCCGACUAGCCUCUUUCCUACUGGCAGCCCUGCCUUCACCUCCAAGCACUGCCUACAGACCGACCACCACGUUCCUCAGUCGUUUCCCGUGCAGAACCCUGGCAACUGGCACUGGAAGGUUGGGGAGGCCCUGAGGGAAACCACGGACACCAGGAGUAUGACCCACUUCAGAGAGCCUCAGAAGGGACUUGUCAGUGGAAGUUUGCCAUCCUGCCCCUCAGCAUGCCUCACAGGCCCGAAGUCCUCAGAUGCCAGUUUGCGACAAGAACAUCUGGUUGAGAUUCAGCUCCUGGGCCAGCGCUUGGCAGAGUCCAUUUCCACCAAUAAUUGUCUGCGGGAGCAACUGGAGGCAAGCUUGAUCUCCAUGGCAAAGAGCAACGAGUGGAUGCACCUGCAGGAAGCUUUGUUGGCAUCACACUCCAAACUGCAGGAUGGAGAGGUGGAGCUGGAACAGCAACGGACUGAGCAGCAGCGGCUGCGGGAAGAGAUCCGGGGCAAGCAGCAAGACCUGGCACAGCUCCAGGAAGAAUGCCUGGUUCUGCAGAAGAACAAUUCAAGGCUUCAGCACAGAGUCAUGUCGCUUCAGCAACAGUGCGAAGAGAACCAGUUGCUCUUCCAGGCCCUGCAGGCCGAAUUACGUGUUUGUGAAGUGCCUUAUGGAUCCCUGCAGAGGCCAGAUUCAGAUAUGGCUUGCCACAGAGAUGACCGAUCCAAGGGUCCCCCUCCAAGUAUCGGUGGUGGCCUCCUGCUAGAGGUUAGGGCUUUGCGGAAUCAGCUGGUGCAUGCUGUCCAGGUGAACUGCGUCCUGCAGCAGAAGCUGGAGAAGCAGCAAUAUAGUCCAGGGGCCAGUACCAGUCUCCAAGGCCUUGGUACGUCCUCUUCUGCCUACAGAUGGCAGCACUCACAAGAUCCAACACUUUCACCACCAGUACGGGACGUUGGCAUGAACUCCUCCCCUUCUCUCUUCCCGCUCAUCCCUUUCUCUCCUUCAGUUCUCCAAGCCAAUCAUGAGGCACAAGGGAUACAUCCAGAGGAUGACUCGGCGCUGAGAAAUGAUACCCGCAAGCCAGGGACCCAUGCCAUGAGCCACAUUGAGAACUAUAACGCCCUCAAGCAACAGAUCCUGGAGGGCAAAAUUCUGAUUUGCAAGAUGGCAUCACUCAUGAAGUCUGGAUUAGAAACACAGGAUACCAGGGUCCUCCAUCCAGGAGGCAUCAGGCAGCUUCUUGCCAACACCAAUUCCUUGCACCAGAUCUUGGAGAAAGCGGCCUCCCUCCUGUCAUUGUUUUGGAUAGCGGUGCUUCCUGUGCCUCAAACGCAGCAGGCAGAGCAAUCCAUGAAAGAAGAAAUCCAGGUACUCCAAGCUAAGCUGGCUGAGAAAGAGAGCCGCCUGCAGCAUGCCAGCCACUAUAAGGACAGCAUAGAGAACUUCCUCCUAGCCCACUUGACCAGGACGCAUGCUGUACUGAAGAGAGCCAGGACUAACUUGGAGGGCAUGUCCGAGCCGGCUGUGUUCUCCCCAUUAUAUGAACAAGUCCUUGCAUGAGCAAGGAAGGAAAUGGAACCAUUCAAGUGGCCAGAGAUGGAAGGAGGAAGAAAACCAGCUGCUGCGUUCCUGCUUAUUUUCCCUCCACGUGCAGGGAUCAGAAAGAGACUGGCUCUUCAACACCCAGCAAGCUCCAGCUCUAUCAGUCCAGCAACCGAACCAUCUUCUUGCCUAUCAACACCUGCUGCCUUGGUGUGGACCAGCUACAGCACAGAACUUACGUGCCGUGAAUCCCAAAUACAGCCAAGGGACAACACAAAGCUGCAUUCUCCACAACUUUCACACAAGCAGCGGAGUGACUUGGCUGCUCAGCCAGGCCGGUGGGCCCCCUUUGCCCCCAUCAGUGCAAUAUUAGAAAUAGACGAUCAAGUAUAGCAUGUUAAUAGUAGGGUUACAAUUUGCCUAGGCCUAAUGAAAUGGGGCCUUAUCGUGGGUUCUUUGGACGUGUGAUUCUGGCAGGGGGAAGAGAGACAACAAGGCUUUGUUUGUUUCCUUGCCCCCAGCAGUAUUGGACUUUUCAGUUACUCAUUUUUGACUUCUGGAAUUUAAUUUAUUAAAAUAGUUAUACACGGCAAAAAAACACUUUUGCUUUUCCAAAAACACAACCACCCAGAGUUUGCUUACGAAUGAGGCAGCCUAAGCUUCUGCUGCUAGGCAGUUUCCAGAAGGCCCCCUUGCCCUCCGUAGGGUUAUUGUGUUUUAUUGUUUGGGGUAGGGGGGGACUGACACCUCGAAGGAAACAUCCGCUUGU
Molecule: messenger RNA, 7955 nt
Organism: Eublepharis macularius
Lineage: Eukaryota; Metazoa; Chordata; Lepidosauria; Squamata; Eublepharidae
Gene: PDE4DIP
Product: phosphodiesterase 4D interacting protein
Exons: 39
Coding region: 161-7204 (2347 amino acids)
Source: RefSeq, a predicted model, not a curated record